Molecule: messenger RNA, 2478 nt
Organism: Bathycoccus prasinos
Lineage: Eukaryota; Viridiplantae; Chlorophyta; Mamiellophyceae; Mamiellales; Bathycoccaceae
Exons: 1
Coding region: 1-2478 (825 amino acids)
Biological process (GO): mismatch repair; nucleotide-excision repair
Cellular component (GO): cytoplasm; nucleus; XPC complex
Molecular function (GO): single-stranded DNA binding; damaged DNA binding
Source: RefSeq, a predicted model, not a curated record
AUGAGGGGGAAAAUGAUGAAAAGAAAAGAUGCGGACUUUGAACGACGCGCUUUGAGUGCAGAAAAAGAAGAGGAAAAGACCAAAAAGACGAAAAGGAGUGGAGAAGGUAACGGUGGUGCUUCUUCGUUGCUCCGCGCGUCCAGGGAACAAGUUUUGAACGCGAUGAGAAAGAAGAAGAAGAGGAACAAAAAUCUCGUGACGAACGAGGAGGAGGAGGAAAAAGAGGCUGAAAACGCUUUCAACGUCGCAAAUCCGUGCGGCAUGCCGGCGAGAGACCGGAACGAAGAAGGUCCAGAUGAUGAUUUGACGAAUUCUUUGUCGUCGGACUCGAGCGAAGUGGAGUGGGAAGACGUGGAAACAGAGGAGGAAGAAGAGGAAGAGAUUGAGGAAAAUGAAAGCGCGGCGGCGAACGACGACGACGCGAAGGAAGAACACGAGAGAGACAGCGAGUGCGAAAUAGUGGACGAGAUCACCGGGGACCCGAACGAGAUCAAGGUGAAGAAUAAAAAUAAAAGGAGGAUAACGAGACAGGAGAGGAACAAGAUUAAAGAGCUACAUCACGCGGAGUUGUUGUGUCGUUUAGCGAGGGUGCAUUUGGUCAAUCGAGCGCUCGAGAGCGACGCGUUGCGAUGUUUGGCGCUCAGCGUGGCGCCUAGAGGAUUGGUGGAAGGUAUUUUAGAAAGACCUGGGAAGAAGGAAGGAAAACCAGUGGUGAGGGUGAUGUUGCAUUUCGCGGUGAAGUUUUUUCAAGACCACGUGUUAAGCCCUUCUCGUUGUACUUCUGAUAACGAGGAAGAGGAGCGUUCUUCUUGGACGCCGUACGUGAGCGCGAAAGAAGCGCGGGCAAGUAAGGCCGGGUUCGCGGGAGGCGUGGCGUGGAAGUUGAGCGAGAUGUUAAGAAGAAAAGAUAAAAACAUCAACGAAACAAUGAGACUCUCUUCAUUUUCGAACGUUUCGGAGAUGAAGGCGGCGCUUUUGUGUGCUUUCUUACGCGCUUUGGGUAUUCGCGCAAGACUGUGCGCGAGUUUAAAACCGUUGCCGCACGACGCGAAAGGACCGGAUUUAGAUAGGAAAACAACCUUGCGAUCGUUAGAUGGUAAACCGGCAAAUAUUUUUAAAGCGAUGGAGAAGAACGGAGCAGCGGCGAGGAAUAAUGGCGAGGAAGACGACGAUGCGGCGGACGAGAUUACGCACUGGUUGGAAGCGCUCGUGCGAGAAGGCGGGAACGAUACGACGACCGAGGAAUCGACGCGGAAGAAAACAAAGAAGAAGAAAACGACCGCAUCAUCUACCCCAUCGGCGGCAAAUGCGCAGAAGAAAAAAGAAUCCGCAAAGUUUGUGCCAAUCGCGCUCUCUCCAACCACGCAUACUUUUACCAUCGGUGACGUCGACGAUAUCGUGAAAACGUGGUCGACGUACCCGGGAUACGUCGUCGCUUUCGACGAAUUCGAUCAAGAGAAGAACGGCAACGUUUUGUCCUUCACGGACUUGACGAGAAAGUAUUCGCAAAAGCAGUUUGCCAUAAAAGCUUUGAAGAAACGCAUCAAAGGUGAUCAGAGAUGGAACGAGCUCAGCGCGGCGCACAAGAUUGAUCUCAGCGGCAUUCACGAUAACGACGAGGAAAAUUCCAGUCAACUGUAUUUGAAAAAAGCGUUAAUCGACGAGCGCGACGAGAUGGCAACGAUGCAAAAAUCGGAGCGACCGCCAAAAACGCUCACGGAAAUCAAAUUGCACCCUUUGUGGUGCAUAGAAGCGCACUUGAGGCAAAACGAGUGCAUUUAUCCGAAAACGGGCGUCGCCGGGUGCGUCGACGGGAAACUCGUUUACCCUCGCGAAAACGUUCAGACGCUUCGGACCGACCGGCGAUGGAAAUCGGAGAAGAGAUUGAUGGUGAAACACGUGGAGAUUGAUAGUCCGAUCAAGAAGUUGCUUUCGAACAAAGCGCGAGCUCACUUGAAACAGUACGGCGGCCACCCAGAACAGUUCGCGGAUAUUUUUUUAUACGGCCAGUGGCAGUGCACCACUUACCACCCGCCUAAAGCGGACAAAGGUGUCGUGCCUACGAAUGAUCGCGGUAACGUCGAUUUGACGAAGAAUGGCGACGGGUUACCAGACGGUUGUGCGUACAUUGAGGACAAAAAUGCGUUAACCGCGGCUCGUAAACUUACCAAUCCACAAAUUCACGCGGUCCCUGCUCUGAUUGGCUUUGAGUACAAGCAAGGCGGCACGACGCUUCCCGUCUUUCUCGGGUGCGUCGUCGUCUCGGAAAACGAGGAAAGAGUGAGGAAACAACUGCUCGAGGACGAGCAAGAACGAGUAAAGAAAGAAAAGCUGAAAAAACUGAAAGACGCGAGUUUGAAAUGGCGCACGUUACUCGGCGCGAUGUUCAUGAAGGAAAGGUUGAGAAGAGAAGUGGACGUUCAAGAAAACGAAGACACGUUUCAAACGACGUUGGCGACGAAAGUAGAAAAAUUAUAG